AUGCGUCGCCUUUACUUGACUGACAGACAUCUGAGAGUUAUGUUAUGGUGCAUCCUUCUGGUAAUACAACCAACGUUUGCCGGAAUUCUAGACCCUUUCAACUGGGCUAGGUCUGAUCGCAUAGAAGUGAAUAUACCUUGGCUGCCAUUUGAAAAUGAAACAAGAUGUUACGAUGAACUAGGCUGCCUAAACAUCACAAGAAGUUGGUAUCAUCUAAUCCAUCGGCCUUUCAACGUUUUUCCGCUGCCAAGAGUCGUAAUCAACACCAGGUUUAUUUUAUACACAAAGAAAAAUCCAACUGAGGGUCAGAUAUUAAAUGUAAAUAUGAAUAAAACGAUAAUUAAAUCUAACUUCAACCCACGGCGGCUGACCAAAAUGAUAAUUCAUGGAUUCAUUGAUACUCCGUUAUCAAAUUGGGUUAGUGAGAUGAAAGACGAAUUGGUGAAAGCAGAUGACUACAAUGUAAUAAUUGUGGACUGGGCGGGCGGGAGCCUGCCGCUAUAUACACAAGCUACAGCAAACACAAGACUUGUAGGCUUGGAAGUAGCGCACUUUAUAAAUACUUUGCAGAAAGAGCACGGUUUGAGUCCACUUGAUGUACAUAUUAUUGGUCACUCGUUGGGUGCACACACUGCUGGCUACGCCGGAGAAAGGAUACAAGGGCUAGGAAGAAUAACAGGUCUUGAUCCUGCCGAACCAUAUUUUCAAGGGAUGCCCACACAUGUAAGGCUGGAUCCAACGGACGCUGAAUUUGUAGAUGUUAUCCACACCGACGGCAAAAGCAUUUUUCUAUUAGAUUUUGUGUUUAUGGCAGGAUAUGGGAUGUCACAGCCUGUGGGGCACCUAGAUUUCUACCCGAACAAUGGAAAGGAGCAACCUGGUUGUGAUCUAACUGAAGGACCGUUAAUACCGCUCACCCUAGUAAAACAGGGCUUGGAAGAAGCAUCAAGGGUACUAGUAGCUUGCAAUCAUGUCAGAGCCAUCAAACUGUUCACAGAAUCAAUUAAUGGAAAAUGCCCAUACAUAGGACAUCAGUGUCCAUCGUAUCAACAUUUUCUCUCUGGAAAGUGUUUUCAUUGCGGCCAUGGCUGUGCAAUAAUGGGAUUCCAUGCAGACAGUUCACCUGGUCUCAUCACAAACAAAAACAAUCAGACUGAAAACGAAGUUUUCCCUUCUGAAGAACAAGAAACAAUCGGGGCCAAAUACUAUUUAAGCACUGGAAAAGAGCAACCCUUUUGCCAUCGACAUUACAAAAUUGCAAUACAGCUGGCCAAUCCAAAAGGUGCUGAAUCUUGGGUUCAGGGCUUUUUGAAAGUAACUCUAAUGUCUGAAAGAGGAGUUAUUAGAGGAAUGGAUCUGACUCCAAACAAUUAUGUAAGAUUAGAGCACGGCACUACCUAUACAAUAGUAGUCACUCAUCCUAUGGAUUUGGGUGGUAAAAUAAGAAAAGUUGAGUUAUCGUGGGAGUACGACAUGAAUGUACUGGAACCGCGAUCUUUGUGUAUUCUCUGGUGCAAUGAUCGUCUUUAUGUAAAAUCAGUUCUCGUUGACCAAAUGGAAUUGCCUAGUAGAGGGAAAAGAAAUGUAGACUUCAGUAGCAAACUGUGCACGCCAAAACGUGAAUUUGCCGAGAUUCCAAACCGAGGCUCUGCAAGCUUCUAUGAUAACUGCGGGAGGUAG
This is a messenger RNA of Parnassius apollo (apollo), 1680 nucleotides long. The record is from the annotation of a GenBank genome assembly. Lineage: Eukaryota; Metazoa; Arthropoda; Insecta; Lepidoptera; Papilionidae.